UUUUUUUUUUUUCCUGGUCUUAUAUUUUUUUUACCACCUCCUCUUUUUUUCGACUGCAAUUUUAAAAAUCGGAUGCCUCGACACUCGAAGAACAACACUGCUUCUAGUGUAUUCACUUAUCAUGAAGCUCAGAGUUUGGAAUACGGUACAAAGAGACAACGUUUAGGUCGAGACUCAUAUAGAAACUACAACGCCUGUUAUCUCUGUUUGCAAACCGCUAGAGAUCCUGUUUGCUGUGGUGAAGGGCAUUUGGCCUGUCGCGAGUGUAUGUAUGAAUCGAUCGUACAACAGAAGGAGGCAAUCAAACUUGAGCAGAAAAUCAUCGAACGAAAGAAGCAAGAAUUGGAAGCUAAAAAGCAGCUGGAGGAAUAUGAGGCAAAGCAAGCGUUAUUAGAUAGUUUUGAUAAAACACAAAAUAGUGUGCUUAGUAAACGUCCUACUAUUCGCGAUCCUCUUAAAGAUACAGAUACCGCCUCCACAACCAAACCGGUGAUUGACAACAGUAAUGAUAGAAAACGUAAAUUUGAGGCAACAUCAGAAAAAGAUGCGGAAGGAAAGAGCGCUACAUUUGUUGACGAAGAGUUAGAGAAGACAGCAGCUCAAUUAAGAAAAGAAAAGGAAAAGAACUCAAAGCAAAAGUUGGGAUCCUUUUGGGUGCCUUCGGAGACGCCUUCUGCUAAAGAAGGAGAGAUCAAACCGACCAAAACGCAAGUCAUCUGUACUGCUACUGAAAAAACACAUCCGCUUACGAUAAAAUCAUUAAUUGAUGUCAAAUUUACAAAAGAGGAAAAGGAUAAAGACAAGAAUAUUUGCCCGGCUUGUAUAAAAACAUUAACAAAUGCAUCAAAGCUGUCAAAAAUCAUUUUUGAUUCUUUAGUUUUACGCAACUGCGGGCAUGUCAUAUGUAACACCUGUAUUGAUAUGUUUGUAAAGAAGUCAAAGAAAUGCUAUGUCUGUGAGGCGAAAGCGAAAUCGAAGGAUAUUGUAGAUAUGACCGUAGAAGGUACUGGUUUUGCAAGUGGCAGUACCAAGGCAAUGGCAGAAAAGUUCAGCUUAGCUUUUCAAUAA
Messenger RNA from Mycotypha africana, 1068 nucleotides. RefSeq lists its product as uncharacterized. Lineage: Eukaryota; Fungi; Mucoromycota; Mucoromycetes; Mucorales; Mycotyphaceae. Gene Ontology annotation, molecular function: ubiquitin protein ligase activity. The coding region runs from base 73 to 1068 and encodes 331 amino acids. The record is from RefSeq and is a predicted model, not a curated record. The transcript is spliced from 4 exons. Gene Ontology annotation, cellular component: nucleus.